UCGGGGGCGGCGAUGGGCCCCUCGGCGGGCGGCGCGUGGUCUCCGGAGGUGUGAGCGAGGCCGGCGCACAGCGGCUCGGGCUCCGAUCCCGAAAGGCGGGCGGCGCGGGCCGCGGCCGGGGAUGGUGCGCACCUACCGGGUCACCGUGCGGGUGCGGCGCGCGGGCGGCCCCCCGCGCGAGAGGGCGUUCGUGGUGGAAGUGCUGCGGCCCGCGGGCCAGAGCGCCGCGCCGGGCUGGCGGGCCGCCGUGGCCCUCGUGCUGGCGCUGCUGCGGAACGGGCGCCGGGCCCGGCAGCCGCAUCCUGGAAGACCAGGUCAUGAUGAUGGGCAGCACCCGCGUGGCCGAGCUGCUGCUGGCCCACGGCGCAGACCCCAACUGCGCGGACCCCGCCACCCGCACGCGGCCGGUGCACGACGCGGCCCGGGAGGGCUUCCUGGACACGCUGGCGGCGCUGCACCGAGCCGGGGCGCGGCUGGCCGUGCGCGACGCCAGGGGCCGCCUGCCCGUGGACCUGGCUGAGGAGUGUGGGCACCGGGACAUCGUCCGCUACCUGAACGCGGCCGCAGCAGCAGCUGGCCCAGGUCGUGCAGUCCCUGGGGCUUAAAGAACCACCGAAAGCCAGAGGCAUCGCCGGUGGCCCAGACCACUGCCCUGUCCCCUACCGACCCCUUCCUGCUUUGUGAGCUGCAGUUUAGCCCAUGGCGGUUUUUAACAUUGUAAGCCGCUUCCUCGCCAGCAGAUCUCUUCCUUUCCCCUCAAUCCCCCUUGUAUGGAAUUAAUACAUUGAUAAUAAAAAGGGUUUUAAAAACCCAA
Molecule: messenger RNA, 814 nt
Organism: Pipistrellus kuhlii (Kuhl's pipistrelle)
Lineage: Eukaryota; Metazoa; Chordata; Mammalia; Chiroptera; Vespertilionidae
Product: cyclin-dependent kinase inhibitor 2A-like
Exons: 3
Coding region: 318-605 (95 amino acids)
Biological process (GO): regulation of cyclin-dependent protein serine/threonine kinase activity; negative regulation of cell population proliferation
Cellular component (GO): nucleus
Molecular function (GO): cyclin-dependent protein serine/threonine kinase inhibitor activity; protein kinase binding
Source: RefSeq, a predicted model, not a curated record